Messenger RNA from Austrofundulus limnaeus, 2428 nucleotides. RefSeq names its product solute carrier family 6 member 13 (gene slc6a13). NCBI's taxonomy places the organism in Eukaryota, Metazoa, Chordata, Actinopteri, Cyprinodontiformes, Rivulidae. The record is from RefSeq and is a predicted model, not a curated record. Bases 152 to 2014 code for a protein of 620 amino acids. Gene Ontology annotation, biological process: nitrogen compound transport; amino acid transport; sodium ion transmembrane transport. Gene Ontology annotation, cellular component: plasma membrane; cell projection. The transcript has 15 exons. Gene Ontology annotation, molecular function: gamma-aminobutyric acid:sodium:chloride symporter activity.
AGAAAAACCUCAUAUGUAGGCAGCACCAAAGUUUAGAGUUUCUUCCAUCUCCGCCCCUCGAUGCACGUUAAAUAGUGAAACCUGAAACUGUGGCAGGCCUGUCUGUGCAUGACGCUCCACUCUCCUCUGAAAACUGCCGUCUUAUAGCAUUAUGAAAGGUCACACGGGAGAUGUAGAGAACAUGCCCAAGGUGGAGCCUUCCAACGGGCACAGCAGGCCUCUGGACAUCACGCCGAACAUCGAGGAGAAGAUGACUGACAGGGGUCAGUGGAGCAACAAGAUAGAGUUUGUUCUGUCAGUAGCUGGAGAAAUUAUCGGUCUUGGAAAUGUCUGGCGUUUUCCCUACCUGUGUUAUAAAAAUGGAGGAGGUGCCUUUUUCAUCCCAUACCUCAUCUUCUUGUUUGCUUGUGGGAUCCCGGUCUUCUUCCUGGAGACAGCUUUGGGUCAGUACACCAGUGAGGGUGGAAUCACUUGCUGGAGGAAAGUUUGUCCAUUGUUUGAAGGGGUGGGUUAUGCCACCCAGGUUAUUGUUGCUCUCCUAAACGUCUACUACAUUGUUGUGUUAGCCUGGGCCAUCUUCUUCCUGUUUAACUCCUUCACCUUGGAUCUGCCUUGGGCCUCCUGUAACAACACAUGGAACACAGAUUCCUGUAUGGUAUUUCAGAGGGGGAAUAGCUCCAUCAAUCACCAUGAGAACGUCACCUCUUCUGUCAUUGAGUUUUGGGAGCGCAGAGUGCUGAGGAUUUCCUCAGGGAUCGACCACAUUGGUGCUUUGAACUGGGAUCUAGUUGCUUGUCUGGCUUUUGCGUGGGUCAUCUGCUACUUCUGUAUCUGGAAGGGAGUCAAAUCCACCGGCAAGGUGGUCUACUUCACAGCCACUUUCCCCUAUAUUAUGCUAAUAAUACUACUGAUCCGAGGGGUCACCCUACCUGGAGCCUCCAGGGGAAUCCAUUUCUACCUGUACCCUGACUUGGGAAGACUGUCUGACCCACAAGUAUGGAUGGAUGCAGGAACUCAGAUCUUCUUCUCAUACGCCAUCUGCCUGGGCUGCCUCACGGCUCUGGGAAGUUAUAACAAAUAUAACAACAACUGCUACAAGGAUUGCAUAUGCCUCUGUUUCCUGAACAGUGGCACCAGUUUUGUUGCAGGGUUUGCAAUUUUCUCCAUCUUGGGUUUCAUGUCCUACGAGCAAAAUGUGCCCAUCUCAGAAGUGGCUGAAUCUGGUCCAGGUUUGGCCUUCAUAGCAUAUCCUCGGGCCGUGUCCAUGAUGCCUUUCUCUCCUCUGUGGGCCUGCUUCUUCUUUAUUAUGAUUGUCUUCCUUGGACUGGACAGUCAGUUUGUUUGUGUGGAGAGCCUCGUGACAGCCAUGGUGGAUAUGUAUCCUUCUGUCUUUCGUCGUAAAAAUCGCAGGGAGCUCUUCAUCCUGGCAGUUGCUGUGGUUUCCUUCCUCGUUGGGCUCAUAAUGCUGACAGAGGGAGGCAUGUACAUCUUCCAGCUCUUUGAUUACUACGCAGCCAGUGGGAUGUGUUUGCUCUUUGUGGCUAUUUUUGAGACUGUUUGUAUCGGUUGGAUUUAUGGAGCCGAGCGCUUCUAUGGCAACAUAGAGGAUAUGAUUGGCUAUCGCCCAGGUCCAGUCAUCAAAUUCUGCUGGCUUUUCUUUACACCUGCCACGUGCUUUGGAACCUUUGCGUUUGCCUUGAUCAAAUACUCACCUCUGAAGUACAACAAUGAAUACGUGUACCCUUGGUGGGGGGAUGGGAUUGGCUGGAUUCUAGCUCUUUCCUCCAUGCUAUGCAUUCCUCUGUGGGUGGCAGCGAAACUCUACUUUACUCCAGGAACACUGAAAGAACGCUUUGUUCUGCUGACGACUCCCUCCCCUGACCUACCGAAGACGAAGCAGGAGCAGGAGAAGCUGCUGGCCAUCUUUGCGACAGAUGGAGACAAAUCCCAUCAAAAAACUUCGACCACGAAAGACGGCUACUGCCCUGUGGCUGAAAAGGAGUCUCAUUGCUAGAGGGCUGAGCGUUGCAGUCUGUUUUGAUACUUUUCUCUCAUACCUCACCAGACGAGGUGCAGCUGCAGAGUCAGCCUCCCCUCUGUCGGCCUCCUCGCUCCUGGAGCUUCUUGUCUUGUACAUGCCUUCAACAAAACAUGUAUUUCCUCCUUUGGAGACUAUGCUAACAUCUCAUUUGCCAGUGGCAAAGUAAUAUUGGAAAUGUGACCACUUUAGGUCCUGUGUGGCAAAGAAAUUUGCUUUCUAAGGAAGCAUUUUCAUCUGUAAUGGACAUCUCUAAUGUUCAGUUAGUUCAACAUGUGGGGUUACUAACUGCGUCAUCUGCAGCAGAUGGAGCACAAAAUGUGUCCCAGAACUGCACAAACUACAAAAGUUAACUUAAAUAAUGUUUGUAAUCAUUUAACAGAUUUUUUU